CCAUACUUUCGUACUUCACUCUCUUUUAUGUCAUCAGUGGCACAUUGUCAAAGUCAACUUUGCUCUUCACAAUGAACUUAAUCAUUUGAGCAUACAAAAACUUCCUCAUAUCAAACAAAGCCUUGGAUAACUGCUCGUAGAAGGCUUUGGCUCUGAAGGCAAGCUCGAAAGGGCUGUUCUUGGGCUCCACAGGGCUUGGUAACGUACACAUCUCAGAGGGUAGGAACCAAAGUUGCGCUAAAGCUUCGGACCAUACAUAAGAAGUGUGAGUACAUCGUGGCCAAAUCCUAGCCUUUUGCCUUGAGCACGUAUAUGCUUUUGAUUUGAGGGGGAAACCACCAAAUCUGGGCCGUCAAAGCUCCCAAAAACUCCAAUGGAGGUGUUCUUGGUGAUACUCGCGGCUUCCAUCGUAUCCUCCACAGCGAGGGCUUUUUCGUCUUCUCCUCGAUCACCACCUUUGCAGCACUGUCCAAGCGCAGUCUUCUGGUUUGGAGAUUCUUUCGCAGACACUGGAAACGCCCAAGCGGCAUCUCCAUUCAUUAGCGCGGCCGAGUAUCUACCGUAUGGAAUGACACACUUUGGAAAGCCUUCGAAUCGAUAUUCUGAUGGUCGCCUGGUGACUGAUUUCUUCGCUCAAGCUUUCCGUCACAAGAGCUCGCCCGGUCCUAUACUUCAAAGCCUCAACUCAAACUACGAGCACGGGAUCGUCUUUGCGGUGUCUGGAGCCACGGCUUUGAACACGAGUUACGUCGUCCCAUUCUACCUCCCUGUCCAAGUCGAUCAAUACCUUCGCUUCGUCAAGGAUGCGUAUCCUACUCCUGGAAAGUCUCACCAUCACCAUGAUAGAAAAACCAAGCUUCCUCGAAAUCUUCGCAGUGUGCUACACGUCGUCGUUGUCGGCACCAAUGAUAUCUUCGGUGCAUACAUCCGGAAGCUAAUGGAUCCUGGCAAUGUAACAGUGGUGAUCAUUCCACAGGUCAUCCAAGCGAUUUCUCACGCUAUCCAGACACUGUCCGACAGCGGUGCGAGCCAAAUCCUGGUCCUGAAUUCUUUCCCUCACGGAUGCAUGCCUUUGAUACUUAGCGUGUUUGGAGACCUGCCCAAGGACUCGCGAGGAUGCCUGUCACCUCUUAACGAAGUUGCCGAGGCCUUCAAUCGCUCCCUCUACAAGCUUGUCCAGGAUUUGAGUUCCAAGCUCAAGAACACCCUCCUCCUCUAUGCUGAUGCCUUCAAGUUCACUCUAGACGUAAUGGACAGGCCCACGGACUUUGGCUUUAGAAACGAAACCAAGACCUCGGCUUGCUGUGGAACUGGCGGGGCUUACAACUUCAACUCAACCAAGCUCUGUGGCAAAGACUUCCAACCCGAGAGCACCACUCUGAAGCCGUCCGAGUUCGUCAGCUGGGAUGGCAUCCACUUUUCCGAAGCUUUCUACGAGCACCUGUCCAAGGCCCUGCUCACUGGGAAGUACCUGGAUCCCCCUCUCGACUUCUCGGAGCUUUGCAAACUUGGCAACGUGUAGCUCAGCUCAGCCGGAGAAAUAAGUUACGCUCUCUUCUUUUUCAUGUUCCGCCACUUGUCCUUGAGAUCCUGGCCUGUUCUACUGGGAUGAAACUUUCCCAUGCCGAAUUGAAGUAUCGUUGUCCACCUGGAGCCGUACUGCUGAUAGCCUUUCUGGAAACAGUAUCAAACGUUACAAAGAAUAAAUAUCUCAUCGUUUUGAA
Selaginella moellendorffii is the source of this 1724-nucleotide messenger RNA. RefSeq names its product GDSL esterase/lipase At4g01130. NCBI's taxonomy places the organism in Eukaryota, Viridiplantae, Streptophyta, Lycopodiopsida, Selaginellales, Selaginellaceae. The record is from RefSeq and is a predicted model, not a curated record. Gene Ontology annotation, molecular function: hydrolase activity, acting on ester bonds. The transcript has 5 exons. The coding region runs from base 374 to 1522 and encodes 382 amino acids.